GUAUUUCACGUAUCAGUCAGUUAAGCGACUAAUUGUUUAAGACGUCACAAGGUAAUGUUCCCCUUGAAUGGUAUCUCCAAGGUGUCAUCAAUAAAAAACCUUCAUCUUUUAGUCAUAUUAACAUAUAAAGUAUCGUACUGACGUGCUAUUCAAUUGAACCAAGAUUGUCUGGARCACAAGGAUGACUUAUCUGGGAUGCCAGUUUAAAUUCAAUAAGGAUAUGAUACUAAGACUCAAAGUAUUAUACCAAAACUAUCGAUGAUAUUGAUUUAGGAGUCUUAGGAAGUGCAACAUCUUCAGCAACAGUUUUACUGACUUUAUAGGCAUCAUUACAACGAUUUCUGGGUUCCUUCAUUGAUCUCUCUGGCUGCAAGUCAUGGCCAAAAAUCAACACACUUUGCAAUCAGCACUGGAAUCGUUUUGGACUGCGAAUUUUGAAGAAGAUCGGGACAGUGACGCUAGAGUACUGCGUUUCGUGACAACUCUUCUAGAUCCUCUUCUUGUGGAAUUGUUCAAAAGAGAUCCUAUUCUCAACUUUAAUCCACUAAACUCAACAACAUUACACCAAGGACGAACCAGACAUAUCUAUGAAGGGUUUUUAUGUUUCAAGGACUUUACGACCAGUGAAUAUGAACUUUCCAUUGAAGAURGUAACUCGCCAAUUGGGUUUGCGUUCGCCAAGUUGUCAAAUAAGAAGAGUCCUAGUGACGAGUUCUGCAUAACGAGUAACUCGGGCAAGAAGUACCUGUCACCAAAGAUAAUAAGCGAAACGUUACACAGCCAUUUAAGGAUGUUAUUAUCGGAAAAUAUACUCGCUAGCCGCUCCAGCGAGUUUCAGUUUGAUUUAUUAGAGCAGCUCGAAGACAACGCAGUAAUAUUCAAAUUCAGUUCACUGCGGGAAACUUUCAAACUACAUCUAAUACCCACAAUUCCUUGUAAAGGCAGAUGGACGUUUGGCGCCAAUGCUUGGCUUUCGGAAGAGUCUCAUUGGCCAUCGAAGGGCAUGAAACAAGARUCAAUUAACCAAGGUAUCCACCUUGUUGGAAGAAGUUCACCAACAAAGUCACCAUGCCAGUGGCAAAUUGUCUUUCACGAACCUAUGAAAAUGAUGCUUGAAGAUUCGAAUAGCUGCAGAAAUAAAUGCCGGGAUAUUAUGAAACUGAUUUUGAAUCGAUCACAGCCUUUACAGAAAGGAGUAACAUUAUUCCUACUGGAGACUGCGACGCUGAAACUCUACAAAAUGUAUCCGCAGGGAAUUUUUUGGCGGGAGGAAAAGUUUGYACAGAGAUUURUUGAUCUUGUGGAGGAGUUGAGGAAAGCGAUUCGAGCAAGAAAAAUGAAUGAUUUUUUUCUUUAUGAUUUGAAUUUGUUAAAAGAUAUGGAUCAAAAAACAGCUGAAUUGUGUGAUCAGCAAYUGAAGAAACUUCUUGAAGAUCCUGGACAAUUUCUUUUUGAUUUAAAACCACGYGAAGGUAGUUUCCAGGACACUCAUUUAUAGAAUCGAAAUUGAAGAUUGUACUGUUUGUAUAUUUGUACACCUCAUAUUCAUAUACAGCUUAUUUAGAAAACCUUGAAUCAUACUGAAGAUACUGUAUUCAAAGAUCAAAAUACAUUGUUCGUUCUAUCGGCCUUCAGAAGGUGGUUUAGAGUGACUAUACCAGCUCUUUACAGUCAGGAACUUCACUAGGACAAAUUGCUAGGAAGUGACUUAUGCUUAGCUGGAAUUGUCAUUAUUUGUAACCCAGUUAACGUGAUGUUAAUAUCAACAUUGCUUUGCAGUCUCGGGGAUCAGUUUACAGUAUUCAAGGUUUCUGAAAUAACUACAUACAAAUAAAUGAUUAAUACUUUUUUUGAUAUUAAUAAUCAUGAAAUAUAAAUUAUGAAUUUUUUAUAGAUUAUUAUCGUUAAUUGAACAAGAAUGUAAGCAAAUUUUCAUGGACUCGGGACAACAUGUCACUUUGUACAAAACUCGGUCUUCACUCAUUAUUAGAGUUUUGAUUGUUUACUAUAAGUCAGGACGUUAAUUGUCACCGUUUGGUGUUURUCGCUAUACAAUAUAAACACAGAAACAAUUAUUUUAAUUUGAAAAGGAAAUUGUCAAGACAAUGUUGACAUACUGACGAUAUCGGAAAGGUGCAGCGACGCCAUUUUAUACGACAAAGCAUGAUGGGAGUGAUAUUUCAUACAAAGAAAAAAAUGCUGAAACUGUUUCUACAAGGGAUUGUGGGACAUUUCCUGUUCUAGUAAGCAACUUUCUCGCACAAGUUAUCACGAUUCUUGGACAGAAACACGUUAAAAGUGCAUAGGUGCCAUAAUAGUAUAUGGGGGUCUUUAUGGCUCAUUAUUUAUGGUUACACUGUCCCACUUUUGAUGACGUGGCGAAGAGC
Messenger RNA from Exaiptasia diaphana, 2387 nucleotides. Its product is annotated as cyclic GMP-AMP synthase-like. The transcript is spliced from 2 exons. Lineage: Eukaryota; Metazoa; Cnidaria; Anthozoa; Actiniaria; Aiptasiidae. The coding region runs from base 377 to 1498 and encodes 373 amino acids. The record is from RefSeq and is a predicted model, not a curated record.